GCACUCCACGGUUCGGUUGUCUGUUUUGUACAGGCAGCAUGGCGCUGUUCAGGAGAAAGGCAUUUGCUCUCGGAUGCUUCGCAGCAAGCGUGCUGAGCACCACCAACAGAACACGCCACAUGCUUGGCAGGCUGCCUUCAUUAAUUAAGAGGAACUGGAUUUCUUUAAGUGUCUCAGGUGGCCUCUGUGCUGUCCCCUUUGUGCAGGACACUGUAUCACAUGAGGCCUUGAUCCGCAGAGCAUCGUCUCUGGUGACUGACAGUGCCAACACUUACCUCUCUCAAACCACUCUGGCACUAGUGGACUCCCUCAAUGAGUAUAUCAAUGCAGUACAUACCCUGAUAACUCUUCACAGAAGUUAUGUUGCCAAUAUCAACAAGCUGAACCCUACACAGGAAAACACAAUAUGGCAGAUGAUAGUCUCCAAGCGCCAGGAGAUCAUUGCCCGAAGGAAUGACUGGAAGAAAUUCGAAACAAGCUGGUUGACUGCAGUUGACCUCUCAGAGCUGGCUAUGGAAGCUGCUUUUAAUGCGGGAGCAGACCAGUCUUCAGCCGCAGCCCAGACUAACCUACAGAUGGCACAGUCUCAAGUAGAGCAGGUUCGACAGCGAUCACGUGAGACAGAGAAAGAGCUGAAAAACAGCAAGGCAGAAGACAGUGAGAGGCUUCAGACUUCUCUCACCUCAGCAACUCAAGAAGAGGAGGAAAUUCCAGAAGCCUAUCUGAGAGAGGACUAAUCAAGAGCUGCAGAUUUCCAAAGACAUACAGAGCUCUGCACAGAAUCUCCACUAUACCAAUUUUUUGCAGUAGUUUGCCGGUUCAACAGUUGUACUGUUGUCAGACAGCACUACAACAGUUGACAGCACAGUACAGACUGAAAUUCAAAGGAGAGGAAGAAAAAGCAUUCAGAAAAUACUUGUUUAUUAUCGAGAGCCCACACAGAACACAAAAUAUUAGUCAAUUGAAUCCUUUACAGCUUGUACCUGUGCCUGAAUUAGGUCGUUUCUGGCUGUUGUGGAAAAGUUAUUUGAAAUGCACAUUGAGUGCUGUUCAUACUGUAUGGCUUUGUCACCAAACCUCAUCCUGGAGAUCUACUUUUUUAUACAGAGUUUAGUUCUGACCUGCAACUAGCUUGAUUCCUGGUGCCAGUGCAUCUGAUCCAGCCAAACAAGGAUUUCUGAAGAAGUUAAUAGCAUGUUUGGCAGAGUGUGGCUGGAACUAGACUCGGCAAGAAAGUACAUCUCCAGAAUCAUGGUUGCUGACCACUGCUGUUGGCCUACUACUAUGCCUGGCUUAGUUCUUACACAUGGUUCCAAUAUUGAGAUGGUACUGAAGGCCUUGUUUAACUAGAUCAGAGUUUGUAGAGUUAAGAGUGAUGAUGUAGGAUCAUUUUCCUGUCAGGAAAUCAUUGUAAGUAAGAGAAGAAUCUGGUCCUAUAUCAGCACUUGCACUCCGAGAAGCUUUAGGAAUGCAGGUCCAGAUGUGUUAGAUUAGAAACUAAACUGGCUGGUCAAUCUUUAGGAGCAGUGGUGGACAGUCACUUGUCGCAGUAUCACAUUUAAUCUGGUGAACAUAUGAAUAUAACUUGUUUAAAUUCCAUGUAAUUUUGUUUAAAAAGUACUCUAAGGAGUUCUUCUAGCGAGCUAUUGUCCUAAUAAGCAUGAAUCACAUGCUCACUAUAGAUGUGUGGAUGAUUAAUGGAAGAUGUCAUAGAAUCUUUGAUUAAUACUUUCAGUCGGAUAUUGGGUUUAUAAAGGGGGUAUUUAAGAAAAUCUUUGUUAAACCUGAAUUUGUUAAACCAGAGUCAUGUCCUGUACAAGUGUUCCACCUUUGUAAUUGUUACAAUGUAGUUUCUUUGUCAGAAGAAAAGCUCUUAUCUCCAAAAUGGUAACUUUACAGGAGAAGUGAAAAAAAAACAAUCUUUCUUUCAUUAAGUCAAUGGAACCACACUUAUUUCCAACUAAUUCUGGGCCGUUCCUUUCAGUCCAUUCAUCAUGAAAUUUACAUACAAUGUAAACACUAAUUCCAUAAUUCCUUGUUACAUAUAACUAUAUCACCUAUCUGGCCAUUCAGUGAGAGACUUAAACAACCCUAAAAGCAAGCUUUUCCAGACAGAAGAUUCCUUUCAGUUCUGUUCACUGUCUGCUUGUUUUUAUCAUGGUGUUCAAACUCAUCUGUCAACAUUCCUCUGUUUCUGUUUUUUUUUCUUCAGAAGCACAACAAUCGCUAAGAAGCAUGUUUUUUUGCCAAGUUCACGUUUUCAAAACUCUUCAUACACCUCUCUGCAGAAACAUGCACGGUAGCUCAGUUUAUACCCAAAAUGCUCUACAGCUGUAAAAACAAUGCAGACACAACAACCAUAAGUGAGGGUCAGGAUGUAAUUGCCUUAUGGCUCAGCUUCCUCUUCACCACUAUGGAAUGAAUGGCUGUUGUCAGAAGAAAAGCUCUUAUCUCCAAAAUGGUAACUUUACAGGAGAAGUGAGAAAAAAAAUGUGUUGUUUCAUUACGUCAAUGGAACCAGACUUAUUUCCAACUAAUUUUGGGCCGUUCC
Molecule: messenger RNA, 2551 nt
Organism: Pygocentrus nattereri (red-bellied piranha)
Lineage: Eukaryota; Metazoa; Chordata; Actinopteri; Characiformes; Serrasalmidae
Gene: diablob
Product: diablo, IAP-binding mitochondrial protein b
Exons: 6
Coding region: 39-737 (232 amino acids)
Biological process (GO): intrinsic apoptotic signaling pathway in response to oxidative stress; neuron apoptotic process
Cellular component (GO): mitochondrion
Source: RefSeq, a predicted model, not a curated record